GGAACCAGGAUGAGGGUGAGCUGGGCCUGGUGCUGGGUCCUGAAGAUCACUUUCCCCUGGCUGGGGUCUGUUGCCCCUGGAAGAUGAGUAAACGGAAUAAGUAAAUUCCUUCAGGGUAGACAGCUUUCCUAAAAGCCCUUUUUCUGAGUCCCUGUUUCCCGUCAGAUGCCAGAGAACAGCAGAUUCUCCCCCCCUUUUUGCAGAGGGAAGAUGGUGGAGGGUUGAAGAAAGGCUCAUUUUGAAGAACAUUUGGAGAGUCUGUGGUCUUAGGAAGAAAUGGAUAGAGAAAAAUAAAUUGUAGCAACUGAGGCUGUUCCGCGUAGAAAAGAGGAAAAGUCUGGGAGUGGAGUGUGGGGUGAAGAGCCAUCUUCAAAAUCAGUCUUCACGGAAUUCAGAAGUGUGUUGAACGUCCUCACACUUACUUGGAAACCAUCUGGCGUGUCCUGCCCUUGGACGCCUGUUGGUUCUUCCUGGAGGAGAGGGUUUAGAUUGAUUCUCUUGGCGCCAACCAGUGGAACCAAAGGGUGAAAGCCUGAUGGCAACGCGUUUCUACUCGGUACGAAGAAAUGCCUUUAAAAGGAGCUGCAGGCAGCAGUCUCAGGAGGUGGUGAAUCUGCUUCGAGAGUUUUCCAGCAGAGGCAGGCCUCCCCCGGGGCCCCGCCCGGGAGGGAAUCGGCCCCCCCAGGGCCGUGGCACCCCGGUUCGAGGUCGCCGGCCGGGGGGCGGAGACCGGGAGCGGGUGUGCGCGUGCCAGAGGCUGCAGCUGCGCCCCGGGGUCUCCCCUGGGAGCGACGCGGGGCGGGGCGGGCCGGGCCGGGCCGCGGAGCUGAGCAGUCCUCCGCCGGCGGCUGGGAGCGCGGGAAGGGGCGCAGCAUGCUCGCGGCUGUCGGGGCCCCCCUGCGCCUCGGUCUGGGGCGCAUCUUCCGUUGCGCCCCGGGAGCGCACGGAGAAGCCGCGUGGCGGGCCCUCGCGCCUCCGCGGCCUCGGGGUCUGCCCCGCUACUGUAGCAGCCGUGCCCCCAGCGGCUCUGGGCCCCAAGGGAAGGUGCACCGGGUCCCCGCCGAGUACAAGCCUUCGCAAUUCGACAAGAAAAUCCUGCUGUGGACCGGACGUUUCAAAACGAUGGAGGACAUCCCGCCUCGGGUCCCAGCUAAACUAAUUUGGUAUAGCAGAUCAAAGCCAGAUGGAUGGGCCAGAAAUGAUAGAUGCUGCAAGAAACAAAGCUCGGGUGAAAGCUUGUUACAUAAUGAUUGGACUCACAAUUAUCGCCUGUUUUGCAGUGAUAGCAUCAGCC
This is a messenger RNA of Felis catus (domestic cat), 1294 nucleotides long. It is a transcript of the gene FAM162B, whose product is annotated as family with sequence similarity 162 member B. Lineage: Eukaryota; Metazoa; Chordata; Mammalia; Carnivora; Felidae. Bases 536 to 1159 code for a protein of 207 amino acids. The record is from RefSeq and is a predicted model, not a curated record. The transcript is spliced from 4 exons.